AUGGCGCCGUCGAAGCGCAUUCUCAAAACGUGCACUGGCAACGUUGGCCCAACAGUUGACUUCUUGUACCACAGCACGCUGCUGGUUUUCUGGCUACGGGCUCGCAGUCUGGAAGCCCUUGGCUACGGCCGUGCGUUGACUCGUCUGCAGUCGCUGCUUGACACUGGCGACGAAGGCGCUGCCGACGCGUUGCUGGGGCGUAUGUCGGCGUUCACCGAGGCACCGACCGUCUCUCAGCUCGCAGCAGCGCUGGAAGCAGCGGCGACGCUCGGCGAAGGCGCCCACGAGAUGGUCGUGCAAGUCCGUACCGGCACUGUUAUCUCCGAUCGCUGCCCUUAUCAACUCAUGUGCAUGGACGGCCGCCUUGCAAGAUGGGUGUGCAACUCGGUCGUGCCGGACCUCAACGCUGCCAACGUGGUUCAACUUGCCGCCGCCGCACCCACUGCCGCCAAGACUCUCCUGUUGAAGAUCAAUACGUCGUUGGUGCGUCUGCCACUGGAUUCAUUGAUCGCGCUGCACGAUCUCGAUGCCGCUGGGCAUUUGCCGUUCGGUCGGUUUUUGCACCUUGUGGAGAUGGCGGCGUUGAGCAAAACCGACAUGGCGGCACGGGACACACGCGUCAUGACAACCGCAGAGCCCAAACCUUCCACAACUUGCAAGACGCCGGCGCUACGACCAUUGAACCGUGCGCACUUGGCGGCCAUCGCCGCGAUUUUGCUCUCGAAGCCCCGGGCUGCACCCGUAUUUGUGCACUCACAUUGCCAAAGCGCCGACGAGUCCUUUGUACCACUUGUUUUGGAGGCGGCGUGGCACCUCGCCGAGACGCCCAUGUACGCGGAUCUCGUUCGUCACCGUCCGAGCUUGCUGCCGGACGUCGACGACCAGCCACCGGUGGAGUUGUGGUGCCAACCGAAUGCGCACUUGCCAGCGUACCCACGCGUGGAGGCCUUUCUCCGCGACCCCAAGCGGGAGACAACGGAGCACGGCUUCAGCAACACGGGCAUCUACUUCGCAGCCACGUACUUUGGCCCCAGCAUCAACGCGACCUCGGACGCGAGCUCAGAGGCGACGCCCUUUCGCGCCGGGAAGGCUGCAUGCUGCAGCAUUGCCAAGACGACCGCAUUCUACGCUGUGGCACUUGAAACGUGGACGAAGCGCCGCGACGAGGCGUCGGCCUGCACCAGACUUUGAAACCGAUUCAGCAAUCAUCGGAAUUGCGCAAACCAUGCAGUUGCUACUAGCAACAGAUCAGCAAGCAUUUUGUGAGGGUACAUCAUGAAUGCUUUUUUGGUUUUAUAUAAGAGGUGUCGUCGAC
Messenger RNA from Saprolegnia diclina VS20, 1315 nucleotides. RefSeq lists its product as hypothetical. The coding region runs from base 1 to 1191 and encodes 396 amino acids. The transcript has 2 exons. NCBI's taxonomy places the organism in Eukaryota, Oomycota, Saprolegniomycetes, Saprolegniales, Saprolegniaceae. The record is from RefSeq and is a predicted model, not a curated record.